AUGGGUAAUUCUGAAUCUCAAUAUAAACCAGAUGAAUAUGCAUAUCGAGUUGUUGCAGUGCUAUAAGAUUCACCAGCUGAGCAUAUUGGGAUUGAACCAUAAUUAGACUUCAUAAGAUACAACCCAUAGUAGCAUGAUGGAAAGUUAUUCUCUGAAUAUUUGGCAGAGCAUGAAGGAAAAGAACUGAAUAUCUUUGUUUACAAUCUGAUUUAGCAAGAUAAUAGACUAGAAAAAGUACGCUUACACAAAGAUUGGGGCGAGCACAACAGUUUAUUAGGUGCAACAAUCAGAUAUGAAAGCUAUGUUGAGGCUCAUAACUAUAUACUUGCAGUUAAUGACGUUUAUUUAGGAAGUGCAGCACAUGAAGCUGAGCUUUAACCAUUUAAAGACUAUAUUCUAGGCACAAGAGAAAUCGCAUUUAAAAACUUAGAUGAAUUCGCUAAAUAUAUAGAGGUUAAUAAAGGUUAAGAAAUCAGGUUGCACAUAUAUAAUGUUGAUCAAGAGCAAGUCAGAGAAGUUCCACUUACCCCUAAAUAAUGGAAAGGCUAUGGUUUAUUAGGAUGUGAUGUGUCAUUUGGGUUAUUAAACAAAAUUCCUCUUAGGAAGAUUGACCUUUAAAGAAUUUAGAGUAAAUAAGGGCUUGCUGGUGUGUUUGGGAAACUAACAGGUGAAGAUGUUCUCUAAUAAGAAUCUCCUUAAUAAGUUUAAUUGAAUACUGGGAAAGAUUAAGGUCCAAAGAGUGGAGAUUUGAGUAAAUAGUAGUAAAAUUAAGAAAAGUAGGUAUAAGCUAAUGAUACCUAAUAAUAGUAAAUUUUAAAUUAGGUUGAAAAUAUCUAAAUAAACGAAAAUAGUGAGAAUGAUGAUAAUAAAGAUGAAUUAGUAAUGAAGCCAUAUGAAUCAUAGAAUUUAUCACCAAGAUAAGAAUUAUAAAAUGAGCUAACAUAGAAAGAUAUUACUUAUUAAACCAGAGUAGAUAAUGUCCAAGAGAUAAACAGUAAUAUUUAGGUUCUAGAAAAGGAAGAUGAAGCACGCGAGUCUAAGGGAGAAGAAUCAAGCUAAAACUAAAAUACGAAAUAAAACUUACAAAAAACGGAGAAAUAAAUUAUUGAGUCCUCCAAUGACUAACAAAUAGUCCAGCAGCAAUAGAGGAAAUUUAACCUUCUACCGACUUCUUUAGAGUUUGACUGA
Molecule: messenger RNA, 1188 nt
Organism: Stylonychia lemnae
Lineage: Eukaryota; Ciliophora; Spirotrichea; Sporadotrichida; Oxytrichidae
Source: the annotation of a GenBank genome assembly